Messenger RNA from Helicoverpa zea (corn earworm), 5265 nucleotides. RefSeq names its product bromodomain-containing protein 1 (gene Br140). Gene Ontology annotation, cellular component: MOZ/MORF histone acetyltransferase complex. Gene Ontology annotation, molecular function: protein binding. Bases 174 to 3782 code for a protein of 1202 amino acids. The transcript has 24 exons. NCBI's taxonomy places the organism in Eukaryota, Metazoa, Arthropoda, Insecta, Lepidoptera, Noctuidae. Gene Ontology annotation, biological process: regulation of transcription by RNA polymerase II. The record is from RefSeq and is a predicted model, not a curated record.
ACAAAAAAUUAAAAAUAAUUUUGCGCCUUUCACUUUCGUGUUUAUGAUAAAAUCAAAAUUAAUUUCUUGUAAUUUGUUUCUACAAUGUGUAUAACUCGUUCAAUAAAUAUUGCAUAAAGAACUUUAGCAAUGUUCCUACUUUUGUAGAGAAAAGUAUUCUAAAAGCUUGCAAAAUGGGCUUGGACUUCGAUGUCUUUGAAUUUUGCAAAAAACUGCGGCAAAACCGGCCUCCGCCGUAUCAGUGUCCUUUAGAAAAGUGUGACAAGGUGUACAAGAGUUUAUGUGGCCUGCAGUAUCAUCUAGUUCAUUAUGAUCACGACAACCCGACCCCGGCGACGCCAGCGGUAGCCAGCCAUCGGAAGAAGGGAAGAGGCAGGGCCGCUGUGCCAACCGGUGACAUCGCUCUCCAAAGUCCACCGAAAGAGGCUCUAACAUUCGCCGAAGCUCAAAAAGUAGUCCAAUUCGAGAUAGAUGGCAAAAUUAGUAGAAUCCCCAUUGACCAACCUCUGCCAAUAAUGUCGUUAGAAGAAUGGGAAAAGAAGAAUGCAGAACUGGACAAACCUCUGCCUUUUGUGGAGCCUCCCGUCGAACCCCAUGUGAAAUUGCCUGAAGCCAGCUUCAAGCUUGUUGACGACUACAAUGAGCGAGUAUGCGACGCCCCACCUCGUCCGAACGCCUACAUCCGUUUCAUAGAGAAGUCUGCUGAAGAGUUGGAUGGUGAGGUGGAAUAUGAUGUGGAUGAAGAGGACACGGCGUGGCUGGCUAUUAUCAAUAAGCAAAGAGCCAAGCAGAACCUGCCGGCAGUCACAGUUGAUACCCUGGAACUGCUCAUGGAUCGAUUGGAAAAAGAAUCUUACUUUCAAGCAUCACAAAACGGCCAGCAGACAGCAGCCACAGUGGACGAGGAUGCGGUCUGCUGCAUCUGCAUGGACGGCGAGUGUCAGAACACCAACGUCAUACUGUUCUGUGACAUGUGCAACCUGGCUGUGCAUCAGGAUUGCUAUGGGGUGCCAUACAUACCUGAAGGACAAUGGUUGUGCAGGAGAUGCCUACAGUCACCAUCGCGUCUUGUCAACUGCGUACUUUGUCCCAACACUGGUGGUGCGUUUAAGCAGACGGAUCAGGGGACUUGGGCGCACGUAGUGUGCGCGCUGUGGAUUCCCGAAGUGAGAUUCGCUAACACCGUGUUCUUGGAGCCUAUUGACUCCAUCGAGAUGAUCCCGGCGGCUAGAUGGAAGCUGCAGUGCAUGGUGUGCAAGCAGCGCAGCGUGGGCGCCUGCAUACAGUGCCACAAGAGCAACUGCUACUCCGCCUUCCAUGUCACUUGCGCUCAGCAGGCUGGUCUAUACAUGAAGAUGGAGGCGGCGGGCGCAGGCCGCGACCCGAGCCAGCCGGUGCAGGUCGCCAAGAUGGCCUACUGUGACGCACACACACCCGCACAUAUACUGCAGGAGAGACGAGCACAGGAAUCGGAGGGAGAUACAAAAUCUAACGACUUGACAGCUAUUCGGCAGAAAGGCAGAGAGAAGAUCAAACAGGCCCGUCGCGUCCUCGCCCUCAAACGCACCUGGGCCCCAGUUGUCCUUGUACCUACUCUCCCGGCAGACCGGGUCGCCGAGGUGGCGGCCCUGGCUCCCGGCGCCCCACCAGCCAGGGCUCAGCUGAUGAAGCGACUCCUGGCGUACUGGACCCUGAAACGACAUAGCAGGAAUGGAGUGCCGCUGUUGAGGCGGCUGCAGAGCCUUACUAGUCAUCAUGGAAGCAGAGGCAUACAAGACGGAACAGUCAAUGUUCGCGAGCUGUGCAAUCAGCUCAAAUACUGGCAGAGGAUACGCCAGGACUUGGAGAGAGCUAGACUCCUCUGCGAGCUAGUACGCAAACGCGAGCGACUAAAGGCGGAGUACACGCGCGUAUGGGAGCGCUGCGUGCUGCACUCGCUGCAGCCGGAGCGAGCCGCGCUGCACAAGCUGCUGCGACUGCUGCGGCAGAAGGACGCCAGCGAUAUAUUCACUGAGCCCGUCGACUUGCAAGAGGUACCCGACUACAGUACCAUUGUAAAACAUCCGAUGGACCUGAGCACUAUGGGCAAGAAGUUGGACCGCGGCGCGUACACCACCAUAGAUGAUAUAGAGGCUGACUUCAAGCUCAUGAUCGAGAACUGUCUCACUUACAACAACAAGGAUACUGUGUUUUACAAAGCUGGCGUUAAAAUGCGCGAACAAUGUGCCCCACUAUUCCGUCAAGCCCGGCGCGAUGUUCGCGAGGCGGGGCUGCAGGCGCUGUGUCACGGCGACAGCCCCCGCGACACCCCGCACUGCGCUACCAGCCCUGCUAGGAACAGUACCGAGAGUCCUGUUCGCGCCAGCCCGGGCCGCAGCGCGAGCCGCGCCGCCAGCCGCCCGCGCUCCAGCAGCGACAGCGAACCCGAACACACGCCAGAAAGGCGUAAAGAACGCAGCAUGUCGCGAGCUCGCAGUGAAAGGCGACAGUCACUCGCUCCACGAGACUCCGAUGACGAGAAUCUUGCCUCCCACCGCGAUACAUCGCCAUCAUCAGCCCCCGCCGUCAAAGCGAAGGGUUGGUGGCGCGGGCGAGGACGCGGCCGUGGACGGCGCGGGGGGCGGGGACGCAGGGGGAGGCCGGCGCCUGCACAUGCUGUUAGAGAUCAUGACAAUGAAACACCUACAUCGGAUUCAGAAACUCCACUACCCCCGAAGACGGUAGAACGCACUCUUAAACUGGCAACACCGGAGAAAUCUCCCGUCAAACAACCAGAGACAACGCCAAUUACAGGCUUGGGGCUCAUGGGUGCACUUAGGAAGCCGACACUGCUGUUGUCGCCGUCCACGAUCGCCGCGCCACCCAAGAGCUUUGGCUCUGAUGCAUCUCUGCCGACAUUGUCAGCCAGUCUGGGUCGCUCCGGCUUAGAGACCUCACCCAAGAAGAAAGGUCGGGGCAGACCACGGAAACAAGAUAAGGACAAGCCUACAUCCUCACCAGAUCUGUUUAGGUCGUCUCAAGGCGGGUCGGGCGCGGGUCUGUCGACGCCGGUGCCCGCUUCGUUCCUGCAAUACCGCGGCCCGCCCGGCGAGGUCGGCUCCGACAGCGAUCUUGCGCUCUCCAGAUCGUCGUCGAGCAGCUCUGCGUGGUCGCAGUCGUGCUCGUCGUGCACGCACUACGAGGACGGCGACGCUUCCGACCACUCCUGCUCUAUGAGCUCUACUGACGGGUCCAGCUUCAACGAGGCUCAGUCCGCGGCGUCGGGCGGCGCGGAGCAGCGACGCCGCUCGCGCCGCACCACCGCGCGGUCAGACGUGUCCGACGCCGAGCCUAGCACGCCCGGGAAGGGUCGUGGAACGAGAUCUUCAACGUCCAAAACCCCCGUCAAAUGUACUCCGGCGUCCACUUUGCAACUAGAACCGCUACAACUCGUGUGGGCCAAGUGCAGAGGCUAUCCCUGGUACCCAGCUCUAAUCAUCGACCCAAAGAUACCAAAAGGCUUCAUUUACAACGGCGUGCCGCUCCCAGUCCCGCCACAAGACGUGCUCAACCUCAAGAAGAACCACUCGCACGAACCCAUUCUAUACCUCGUACUGUUCUUCGACGUCAAACGCACUUGGCAGUGGCUUCCCCCUAACAAGUUGGAACCCCUAGGCCUCGACAAGAGCGUCGACCAGGCCAAACUGGUCGAGUCCCGCAAGCCAACAGACCGUAAGGCCGUCAAAAAGGCCUACGGAGACGCCAUGCAGUUCAGGAAACAAGUCCAUGGUGACGAUAAAUGACAAAAGUUUAGAUACAGGUCCCGCCGGCCUCCUCGCAACAGAACGUUCAGCUUCGGAACGUUCUCCACAAUGCACAUACGCACACCAGAUGACACCACCGAUUCCAGUGAUUGAAUAUUAUUUAGUUUCGCUUACAGUUCUUUGCUUUUAUUGAAGUAUGGAUUCCUCAUUCCAUUGUUUUAUCCGGGAAGUGUGAAUAAUGAAUUGGCGUGAUUGACUGUGGAAAUGUACGAAAAUUGGGACGUUGUAAUGUGUAGCUUAGGAAAGUAGAGAGGUAAAGUGUAGAAAUUGGUAAGAUUACGAUUCGUCAACCAGGAGAUACAACCCAGAGAGGUCGCUUCUCUCAACGACACCUUGACGACGAGAAAGAAAAUGAAGCCGAACGGUGGCCCACAUCUCAAUUGGAGACGAUCUAGUGUCGUCAAGAGUCCAUGGUCAAGGAGCCCCAGGUGAACAACGAUUAGUCAGAGUUUAACUCGGACGAGUUGCAUAAUAUAAACGGGCGAGUACUGCAUAAUAUAAUAUGGUUGAUGAGUUGGACAACAGGCCUCUAGAAGUCUAGAGACGCCAGCAACAGAGUCAAAACGUCUGUGUACAGUCUGCUGCUGCGAGCCAACGCGCGACAUCAUGAUGGUUGAGAAAGAAAAUAAAUUGGUUAAGAAAACAUAGUUUAACAUAGACAUGUGAUCUUCGAAUUCAGUAUCGUAUACGAUUUAAAUGUAGGUUAAAUAAAUGUUUUCAAUAGAGAUAGAAGUAGAAUUCAGAUGUACGCACUCAGGUUUUGUAAAUAAUUGGCCUUAUAACAAUUGAAAGUACAUUAAAGUUAGUACAUUUUUGAAGCAGAACUAACUUUCAAAUAUUUUUUUAUAGAUAUGGUUGUAGAACAUCUUGUUUAGCACAGUUAGGCACAGUAGAAAGCCUUAGUAAAGUUACUCUCACUUCGAUAAUGAAAACCUAUGAGUUUAUUCUAUUAGUGCAGUUUAAUGUUUAACAAAAAGUUUGAAAUCAAUUAAAAAGUAUAAAAUCGUAAUAAAAUAAUUAGAAAGUAUAAAAUGUAUCCAAUUGAUGUAAGAUGGUUAUUAGUGAAUGAAUUGUAUCGUUAUUGUAGACAAAAACAUAAUCAUGAGAAUUAAAUGUUAAUCAAAAUUGUAUCAAAUUGAAUAAGGGAAUGUAGGAUAGACUUUCAAUAAAAUAAAAUAGAUGUGUAUAUAGAUUGCAUGCAUGUGUGUUUUUUUAAAUCUGAGAAUCUUUGUAUGAUGAAUAUGAACUUAUUAUUAAUAAGUAGUUGGAUGGAUAUCCUUAAACUUCAAAUAAAAGACCCAAUCUGAAAUAGAUUUUUAGUAAUUUUGUUGCUUGUCAGAAAAUGUUGAACAUUCUUAGCCCUUCUUCUGUAUGGUAUCUUUUUUAGAAUUGUAAAAUUUGAAAGUUGUUAUUGUUUUAUGCAUUGCUUGUUUGUAGAAAAAAUACAUUUAUUGUAUUUGAA